UUUCCAAAAUGUCGGCCUUGCACGGUGGGAGCAGAUGAUCAUUGUCUUUUUCAAAACAUAAGGGUAUUACCAUUAAAUAGAAAUGGCAAACUAUCUUAUUGUUUGUGGAACAGAUGCAUCUUCCGGCCAUUGCAAAUGCCGUUAGAAGAAGCACUUCUACCUAAUCAAGCUGAUCUCAACUGGUCACUGGAUCCUGCGACACGAACGUACAUGCAAUAUGUAUGCGCAAAGUCACUUUUGCCGAUCUUUGAGAAAGCCCUUGAACAUUCACAAACCGAAGAAAUCGUCAUCCGACCUCGAGAGAUUCAAUUUCGACAUUAUUGCGACUUUUGUAGCACAGGUCUUUUUGUGUCUUCUUAUUUGUGUCGAAAGUGUGGCCAAGAAUACUGUCCUGCAUGCCAACUAAGAAUGCUUGAACAGCAAGGCGAACCUGCUUCUCACCAAAAAAAUGGAAUUUAUCGAUGUGCAAACGACAAAGUGGAUACAGAAAGAUAUUUUCAUAACGCGGAAGACAUGCUACCCGUGACAAGCUUCUCCGCUGAAGAGCUUGAGUCAGAGACAAAGGCAAUGCGAGAAAUCGUGCAAGCUCAUCACUCGAACGAUACUCUUCAAAACACUCCAAAAGAUCGCAGGACUAGUGCAAUGGAGCAAAUCAUGGAUAGUGAUCUGAGCGAUUUGAGCGAGUUAAGUGACAGAGAAUCAUCUCCUGCGAUCACCGAAGCAAUUUCAGAGCCUCAAUCGGGAACAUCGGCAGGAAUGAGUGAAGACUGCAGAGUACAAAGACUGCUGCAAUCGCACGCGGUAACACGAUUUGAGAAUGACGCUAUGAGCGAAGAACAAUUCUUGGAUGUUUGGCGUGAAGGAAUUCCAUUGGUCGUUGGUGGCAUUACUCCUCGCUUGACGUGGGAUCCAAACGCUUUCCAAGAACGUUAUGGUGAAAUGAUGUGUACUGUAGUCCGCAGCGAUGAAAUUGGACAUGGUGAGAUGGAGGACAACGAUCCGAGCGACUACUGCAAGAGAUUGACAGUACAUCAAUUCUUCGAAACGUUUUCAAUGGACGCAGACCAACGUCGAGAAUUCCUAGGUAGAGGCAAUUGGAAAUUGAAGGAUUGGCCACCCGCAGCCGAUUUGCGGACAUCAUUUCCUGACCUAUAUGAGGAUUUCAAUGACUUCGUACCAAUGCCAGAUCAUACACGUCGCGAUGGCUGUAAGAACUUGUCCAGUCUAUUUGCAAAGAAUGCAAACACACCAGAUUUGGGGCCAAAGAUGUACAAUGCUUGGCCAGGAGAUCAUAAAGCGGGAGGACAAGGUACGACUAAAUUGCACAUGGACAUUGCAGAUGCGGUCAAUGUACUUCUGUAUGCUUCUGAUGACCUCAGGAUUGUGGACGGGCAUGCAGCUGCUCAAUGGGACAUCUUUCGAGCUGAAGAUGCCGACAAAAUAAGGAAGUUUCUUCGACAACAUUUCAACACAAAUGAAGAGGAUCCAAUUCAUUCACAAAAGUUCUUCUUGGACGAUCAUCUAUUGCAAAAGCUAUAUGCAGAAAAGGGUGUUUAUAGUUGGAGAAUUUUACAACGUGCUGGAGAGGCUGUUUUUAUUCCUGCAGGAUGUGCUCAUCAAGUUUGCAAUUUGACAGAUUGCAUCAAAAUUGCCGUUGAUUUCCUUUCACCUUACAAUAUUGAAAGAUGUUUCAAGCUAACGGAAGAAUUCAGAAAGGUUGCUGGCGAAAAUGUCAAGAGCUGGAAAGAAGACGUAUUGCAACUACACUCCCAAUUAUGGUAUGCUUGGUGUACCUGCAAAAAACUUGCAGAGGAAGAGCCACCAAGU
Messenger RNA from Meira miltonrushii, 1827 nucleotides. RefSeq lists its product as uncharacterized. The annotation marks the transcript as partial. The record is from RefSeq and is a predicted model, not a curated record. Gene Ontology annotation, cellular component: histone deacetylase complex; chromatin. Lineage: Eukaryota; Fungi; Basidiomycota; Exobasidiomycetes; Exobasidiales; Brachybasidiaceae. The transcript is spliced from 2 exons. Gene Ontology annotation, molecular function: chromatin DNA binding; histone H3K9 demethylase activity; transcription coregulator activity. Gene Ontology annotation, biological process: regulation of transcription by RNA polymerase II.